AUGGUCCGUAAGAACGAGACUGAGCCCCCUCGCAAGAGGAUGUGCUACUCGACAGCCGAUGGUCCCAGUGUCGAUUCCAAGCCCAUUAUUGUUCGCGUUGGCAAGACCAAACAAGAGUACCACGUCCACGAGAAGCUGCUCCGCGCAAGCUCUGAGUUCUUCAACAACGCACUCAAGAAAGAGUGGAAAGAAGGACAAGAAGCUGCUGUUGACCUACUCGAUACGGAACCAAAGCACUUUGAGGCCUGGACCAAGUUUCUCUACACCGGUCGGGUCUUUUUUCAAGAACAAGAAGCCGAAGGCAUACCCAAAGAUUUGGAGACAGUGGCUUCGGAGAUACUGACAUGGUCGGACCUUUACAGUCUCGGUGACUUCAUAAGAGACACGGAUUUCAGAGAUGCUUUGAUCGACGCCUUGAUCGACUGGAUGUGCGUUAUGGACAAGAUUCCUUUGAGUCUUUCGUCUUUCGUGUAUCCCCAUACAACAAAUGCAUCCGCCCACCGAAGAUUUGCAGUUGACGUACAUGUCCAUGUUUGGGGACGCAAACAAAAUCCAAUCAAGGUUGAACAUCCAGCGGAAUUUUUACAAGACGUUUUGGACGCUAUCAUGCCAGAUCUUCACAAGGGCAUCGCCAGCAGGAAUCCGCGAGAAUGGUUUGAGCGCACUGGAAUCUGCCAAUAUCACGACCACGGACAGAAGAUUUGCUACAAGGCCAAGCCGUCUUUCCGCUUCUGA
Molecule: messenger RNA, 735 nt
Organism: Alternaria ventricosa
Lineage: Eukaryota; Fungi; Ascomycota; Dothideomycetes; Pleosporales; Pleosporaceae
Exons: 2
Coding region: 1-735 (244 amino acids)
Molecular function (GO): protein binding
Source: RefSeq, a predicted model, not a curated record